This is a messenger RNA of Colletotrichum orchidophilum, 945 nucleotides long. Its product is annotated as putative effector 14. The transcript is spliced from 3 exons. Gene Ontology annotation, cellular component: extracellular region. Lineage: Eukaryota; Fungi; Ascomycota; Sordariomycetes; Glomerellales; Glomerellaceae. The record is from RefSeq and is a predicted model, not a curated record. Bases 1 to 945 code for a protein of 314 amino acids.
AUGAAGUCUUCCAUCGUUCUUGCCGCCACUGGCGCCCUCCUGGCCAUGGGUGCCGCCAUCGACCCCCGUGCCAUGGAGACCAUCUUGGACAUCACCUACGUGACUGUCACCGUCACUGACGGCGUCCCCAUCGAGACUCCCAUUCCCACUCCUUCCAGCAGCCUUCCCCCCCAGGUUGAGGAGACCCCUGCGCCUGCGCCCAUCUUCCAGACCAUCACCACCAAGCGCCGCUCUCGCACCCCCAAGGCCUCCCCGACCCCGAAUCCUAUCCCGACCCCGAGCCCGACUCCGACUCCUACUCCUACUCCUACUCCCACUCCUGAGCCGGUCGUCGAGCAGCCCGUCGCUUCGGAGCCCGCUCCAGAGCCCGUUGCUCCUGUCCCCUCCGUCGUCGAGACUACCCAGUCUACUCCCAGCACUGCUGCCACCGUCAGCGACCUUCAGACUGCCGCCAUUGAUGCUCACAACAUCCACCGUGCCAACCACUCCGCUCCUGCCUUGAGCUGGGAUUCUGAUCUGGCCAGCUACGCCCUCAUCACUGCCAAGACCUGCGUCUUCGAGCACGACUUGACCACUGGCGGUGGCGGUUACGGCCAGAAUCUCGCCAUGUGGGGUGCCACUGGCUCUGAGAAUCUGGGUGAGGCCAAGGCUGCUCAGCGUGCCAUCACCGACCAGUGGUACAACGGCGAGCUCAACCUCUACCCUGGCUACGGUCAGGCCAGCCCUGACAUGACCAACUUCCUUAAGUGGGGUCACUUCUCCCAGUUGGUUUGGGUUGACUCCACCACGGUUGGCUGCGGUGUCUACUACUGCGCCGCCGGUACCCUCAGCUCCAUCGGCAGCUGGUACACCGUCUGCAACUACAAGUCCCAGGGCAACGUCAUUGGCAGCUUUGACAAGAAUGUCCUGCCUCCCGGCAGCGCCGCCACCGUCAACGUCGCCUAA